This is a messenger RNA of Pecten maximus, 2250 nucleotides long. RefSeq lists its product as uncharacterized. The record is from RefSeq and is a predicted model, not a curated record. Bases 1 to 2250 code for a protein of 749 amino acids. NCBI's taxonomy places the organism in Eukaryota, Metazoa, Mollusca, Bivalvia, Pectinida, Pectinidae. The transcript has a single exon.
AUGGAUGAGGUAACAGCAAAAAGGAAGAGGAGCGCUGCCAAGGGGAGAUUUCAUAGAAUCUGCCGCAGAUUUAAUGAAUCGUUACACGAAGCGCCUCCCAUUCCUGUGUUACGGGAAAUUGUAAAGGACUUGGAGAUGUCAUACAAUGAGCUUGAUGCACGCACGACAGACUUCUUAGAGCUACUUGACGAUGAAAUUGAUUCGGACAGAAUAAAGGAGCUCCAGAGUGAUAUGGAUUCAAUAUACAAGGAGCUUUGUGAUAUCAAGUCAAUGCUGUCUAAAAAAACGGAAGAAAAACAAGUUGAAACUAAAAAACUCGUCACCCAGACUAUGAAAGUUAAGAAACUUGAUACUCCUGAAUUCUCUGGAAAGAUACGUGACUAUCCUAGUUUUAAAAGAGACUAUGAAAGACAUAUGGUUCCGUCGUAUGGGGAAGAUCCGUUUGCACUGAAGAAAUGUUUGAGUGGUGUAGCCUUGUCUUGUGUCAAGGGUGUGGAUGAUGACUUUAGAGAGAUGUUCCGUCGUUUAGAUAUCAAAUAUGGCAGACCCGAAAAGUUAUCUGACGCAGUACUUUGUGAAUUGAAAACUUUGAAAACAGUCAAGGAAGGGGACCAUAGAGGAUUAGUGUCGCUGAUAGAGGUAGUGGAAAACUGCUGGCUAGACUUGAAGAAGACAGGCCUAGAAGGAGAAAUGGGGACUUCGACCAUGAUAAGUCAGAUUGAACGUCUUCUCCCUGGUGUUCAGAAAAGAGAAUGGGCCUUAAAAAAACAGCGUUCCAGUGUGAAUUCACCCGGAAGUACAUUUAAGACAUUCCUCAACUUCUUAUUGGAGGAAAAGCAGGCUAUUGAAUACAUAAAUGAUGACAUGAGAGAGACAGAAAACAGAUAUCAGCAGGGCAAAGUUCAUUCUUCUUCUGCAGAUGAGACCCAGUCUGGUGACACGCAACCUACCAUGCAAGAUCAACUUGAUCGCCAAGGACAAAUGCUAGAACAAGUUGUGCAGGGAUUGGCUCAAGUGGCCCAGGUAUUGGCAGAUAGUAAAGGUCGGGAUCAUCAAAGAAAAGCAAACAUUCAAAAAGCCUGUUGGUUUCAUGGAACUGACAAUCACACAAUCGAGAUGUGCACUGGAUUUGGUCAGUUGCAACCUAAGGAAAAGUUGGAUUGUACCCGUAGAAAUGGAGGAUGUUUCGGUUGUUUGAGACAAGGUCACAUCUCUAGUCGGUGUCUUAACCAUAAUACCUGUGGAGUCGAAGGAUGUACUCAGAGCCAUCAUCCUCUCCUUCAUCAGUCAUUUAUUCCUGUCAGCGGCAUGUCGUGUCACAAUGCUGCUAACUCUGUGAAUAAAGGCAAUGCUAGUAAAGGAAACACAUUAUUAAUGGUUAGCCGUGUAACAUCCAACAAUGCGCUAAUGACCGUGCUAUGGGAUCCAGGAGCGAACAUGUCUCUAAUUACGCAUGCCUCUGCUCGCCGAUUGGGAUUGAGUGGAAAGAAAAUAACACUAUCUAUUACCAAAGUCGGCAAUGUAACGGAUGUAAUACCCAGUAAGGAAUACACUGUGCCACUCGUCGAUACCAAAGGUCGUGUUUGUACAAUCCAGGCAUACGGAAUGGACGAAGUGACUGCUGACGUUGGGGACGUUGAUGUAUCAAAUGUAGUGCCGUUGUUUCAUGAUAUAAACAUUGAUGAUGUCAAGAGGCCUACCGGUAAAGUCGAUCUCCUCAUAGGAACUGACUGCUGUUCCCUGCUACCAGAAAAGAUCCAGGAAGUAGGAAGCCUUCAGUUGAUGAGAAACCAGUUUGGGUACUGUCUCAGAGGGAAGCAUGAUCUCCUUUCUUCAGCUGGGAAAAUUUGCAACCUUGUAUACAUUCUCUUCGCAUCUGGAUGUGGAUCAUAUCAGAACAGAGAUGAACUUUUGUUGAAAAACGAUCAAUGUGUCUCGAAGGAUCUCGUACAAUUCUUUGACAUAGAAAGUCUGGGAACUCAAUGUACACCUAAAUGUGGAGGAUGCAAGUGUGGGAAAUGUCCGCCGGGAGGGAAGGACUAUACCAUCCAGGAAGAAAGGGAGAUGAACCUGAUCCAGAGGGGAUUGAACUACAAUUCUGAAGAAAAACGGUGGACAGCCUCAUAUCCAUGGAUAAGGGAUCCAGGUGUACUACCCAACAAUUUCGUCGCAGCGAAGGCAAGAAUGGUGUCUACAGAACGAAGGCUGCUUAGGAUCCAGACUAUGCCAAGUUAUAUCACGACCAGAUAA